Messenger RNA from Microsporum canis CBS 113480, 426 nucleotides. RefSeq lists its product as hypothetical. The transcript is spliced from 2 exons. The record is from RefSeq and is a predicted model, not a curated record. Bases 1 to 426 code for a protein of 141 amino acids. Lineage: Eukaryota; Fungi; Ascomycota; Eurotiomycetes; Onygenales; Arthrodermataceae.
AUGGGGAGCACUCUGUGUUGGUAUGGCUCCGCUAUACUGGCUUAUUAUGCAACAAUUUUCAAGCAGAAAGCUCACCAUGUUUUUCUACAACUAGCUGGUGGCGGCGCAUACUACUUCGCCAAACGUUCUAUAAACGCCGACAGAUUAACUAGAUUUGAUGCUACUCAAAAGCGCAAGGAUGAAUUGGCCAAAGCUGAAGCUUCGGCGAGGGCUGCAGCUGAACAGUCAAAGGCGGCUAGUGCACGGGUAGAGCGGUUAAAUAGUGGACCACAAAAGGACGAUGCAUAUAGCCCCAGCGAGGAAUUGGGACAUGACCCAGCUCCUACAAGACAUGAACCGGAUACCGAUGCGCAGCGCCUAGCAGAGAAAGGGAAAUACGAAGCCGCUGAAGUAUUCAGAUCGAAGAAGGGUAACCGCUUCAGUUAA